AUGGCGCUGUUUUCAGCAGCAGCAAUAGGAGACGUCCAGAAGAUACAAUCAUUAAUCGUCUCAGAAGACAAGUCAGAGGAUUCGGGAGGAGUCGAUGUAAACUGCUCGGAUGCGUCUGGCAAGACGGCCCUCCACAUUGCUUCGGAAAACGGACAUUUGCAAACGGUUAAAUGCCUAACCAAUCUUGGAGCAAAAUUGAAUGUGGUCGAUGCUAACCUACAGACAUCGGUUCACUUAUGCUCACAGAACGGCCAUCUUCAUGUGGUAGAGCUGUUAGUAAACGAAGGAGCAGAUAUUGAUGUUGGUGAAAAAGAUGGGUUUACAGCUCUGCACAUAGCAUCAUUUAAUGGUCAUGUUGAUAUUGUCAAAUAUCUCGUCAGUAAAGGGGCAGACCUGGGGAGACUAGCUAAUGAUUACUGGACACCUCUACACCUUGCAUUAGACGGUGGUCAUCUUGACAUUGCAGAGUACCUUUUGACAGAAGGAGCCAACAUUAACACUUCUGGUAAAGGCCAUCUUGAAGUCGUCCAGUAUAUCGUUGACAAAGGAGCAGGCAUUGAAAUUGGCGAUAAAGAUGGGCUUACGGGUCUUCACAUAGCAUCAGUCAAGGGUCAUGUUGAUAUUGUCAAAUACCUUGAAGGCCAUCUUGAAGUCGUCGAGUAUAUCGUGAACAAAGGAGCAGGCACUGAAGCUGGUGAUAAAGAUGGGGUUACAGCUCUUCACAUAGCAUUACUUAAGGGUCAUGUUGAUAUUGAUACCAUACAAGAGUACAGGGUAGCCUUUCCUGGUGAGCAAUACUGUGUAUAUUGGGGACAAGGACCCCUACUUGUCAGACAUCUGGAAAAUGGAGACGAAGUGUCAACACAGGAACUUAAAGAGUGUGCUUUGUUUGACAUGAGGACCCAUCGGAUGUCGUUCAAUCUUCAACCACGUGAACAAAUAGUAUCCAGAGUUCGCGUCACUCUUAUCUUGAAGCAAAAACUCACGAAGAGUAUCGUCUUUCCAGUAAUAUACAACGAUGUGCCGGAUGCCAAUCCAAUUGCCCAAUCAACUCUGACAGGAUCUGCAUCGUCCAAAGGCAAAGCUGAACCAACUGAUGUUGGACGGGGAACAUCCAAAUCAUCUCACCUCUCUGAAGAGCUGACGAGAAGCGAGCACCAUCUUGAAACGAUAGGUUCAACAUCACCUGAGCCUGCAGACACAGAGGACGGAAGUAGUCAUACUGAUGUCUUUACACGUCCUAGGCCGUUGACUUCGCCAUCGAUAGAGUCACCGUCCAGUGAACAUGCCUACCAGGUCACACAUGAUUUGGUAACAGAAACAGGAGCAAUUGGUAAGGAAUUGAAAGACAAAGUCGUGUUCUGGGCUCUGUAA
Molecule: messenger RNA, 1374 nt
Organism: Strongylocentrotus purpuratus (purple sea urchin)
Lineage: Eukaryota; Metazoa; Echinodermata; Echinoidea; Camarodonta; Strongylocentrotidae
Product: ankyrin repeat domain-containing protein 50-like
Exons: 8
Coding region: 1-1374 (457 amino acids)
Cellular component (GO): cytoplasm
Molecular function (GO): protein binding
Source: RefSeq, a predicted model, not a curated record